AUGGAUAUUGCCGGCAACAUUGAAAUCCGGAGACUGCUGUUGAUAAUCGGUGGGGUGGUUGUUAUUGUAGUUGUAUCUCAGUGUUCCGAGCUUCCCUCUGUUUUUGCCAAUGUUAGCAGCUCAAACAAUUCAAAGCCUAGCAAGUCUAAUGUUGGUGUUGUAGUGGGCCUAGUGGUUAAUGAUACUGAUGUUUCAGAUUCGGCACCAGGCGGUGACAGUAAUUCACACAAGGAGCUCAUGUUGGAGAAGAAUUUAACCCUUGAUGAGAAUUUUCUGGAGGGGACGGAUAGAAAUGCAGAUGAUAUUUCUGUUCAGGAAAAGACACUCGAUUUUAGAAAUGAUUCCUUACAGAAGACUGAUAAAACAGAUGAAAGUUACAAGGCAGACAAUGGACCUAAAACAAGCUCUGGUUUUAACAAGAUUGAGAAUGCUCCCAUCAUAAGGAACAAUCCAGGACUUAGUGCUUCUGUUUUACGAAAUCUUUCCAAAUUCAUAAGGAGUUAUGACUUGAUGGAUCACAUGCUCAAAGUUUAUAUCUACAAGGAAGGUGAGAAGCCUGUAUUCCAUCAGCCUUUGAUGAGAGGAAUUUAUGCCUCAGAAGGGUGGUUUAUGAAACUAGUUGAGGGGAAUAAAAAAAUGUCAAAAAUGGAUCUUGGAGGAAAACCUGCUUCAGAAAGAUCUAUUCUUGCCUUCUUCGUCGGGGGCAUGCAUGGAUAUCUCCGACCAAUUCUACUACACUACUGGGAGAACAAAGAACCUGACAUCCAAUGCCACGUGAUAUUGAAAGCAAAAGAAUUUACGGGGAAUACAUGA
Messenger RNA from Prunus avium (sweet cherry), 813 nucleotides. The record is from RefSeq and is a predicted model, not a curated record. Lineage: Eukaryota; Viridiplantae; Streptophyta; Magnoliopsida; Rosales; Rosaceae.